This is a messenger RNA of Ostertagia ostertagi, 423 nucleotides long. The record is from the annotation of a GenBank genome assembly. Lineage: Eukaryota; Metazoa; Nematoda; Chromadorea; Rhabditida; Trichostrongylidae.
AUGAGCAUCAGAACUACCACCACUUUACCGGAAUCGGUAGAAACCUUUCGUCUACCGACAAUCUUGGCCACUUUGCCAAUUCAUAUAUUCACAGCUGUAUUCAUCACUAUCGUCAUGAUUAGCGUACAGGAAUGCUCCGCUAUACGGAACUUCGUUUACAAUCCUAUUGCCACUCAGGCUUUCGUUGACGCUCUUGAGCGAUUUCUUAUGGCAUUCUUCAACUAUGACAUGCCCAUAUCCAUUGUUUUCAUUCUCUACUGUCUAUUCCCUUUGUUUUGUGUCGCAAUGGCUAUCUAUAACACAUUCAUUUCAUCGAGUCUCCUACUGCAGACUGACGACAUUUGUUCUACAGUACGACGCACACAAGCUGGACUAAUAUCGUGCUCAUUCUUAUACAAUGGUAUAUUUACUUCAAAUUCAUAG